AUGACGGGCCCUGGAGGCCGACAUCCAGGAAAGAUUGCCAGGAUUAGGCCACUGUCGGAGGUCUGGGCACGUGGAUCCAGCCGCGUGCUUUGUCCCAGCCCUUCCGGCAGAGCAGCCAGCCGAGGCUCCCCUGGUGCCCUGGUCGGCGUCGGCGGACGGCCUGGUGCGGGGGACGAGCAGCAUCGGCAGCGCGGGCCGAAAGGCGGGCGGCAGCCAGCUCCGGACGACGGCGAGCGGCAGCUUGCUUCCCACGUCACCGUCGUGCGGGAGGGGGGACGGCUCCGUGGUCCAGGAGCAGAUCGCCCUGAAGAGCAGGAGAAGUGCGAGGCCGCGGGGACGUACGUCGUGUCCGCGUAUGCGGUGCCCCUGGCGCGCAGGCUCUCCGGCUCGCUCGACCGCGCGGAGUCCGCUGGCUCCACCGCGGGGCCCUGGCGCGCCCCGCUCGCUGGCGGCGCGCGCGAGGGCGACUGGCUGGGCCGGACGCUCCAGGAGUGGCAGUCGGAGGACUUGCCCCGCCCGUGCCAAGGCGCCCACUGGAAGAAGGGGACGGGCUGCGGCCUGCCCGUGCGCAACGGCGCCGGGAGGCCUGGCGCGUCGUCCGGCCACAUGUACGAGUGCAUCUCGGUCGACGUCAUCAGGUCGGACACGGGCCUCACGGACUUGAUGGGGGGCCUGAUCGCGGGCUUGCCGCCGCCUGCGAAAUCUUGCUCCUGGGAGAAGGGCUGCGGGUUGCCCCGGGUCCUCUGCGUGAACGUCAUGCUCCCUCUCCACAACCCGAAGAAUCCUUGGGCCAAGGACGAGGGGGGCAUGAGCGUUGUGGCUCUCUUCGAGAUCUCGCCAGAGACCUGCGAGAGCGCCCGCAGCGCCGAUCCCGGGCCCCACGUGCGGCUGUGGCGGCACUUCUGCGACGGCCCGGGCGGCAGGCCGGGCGGCCCGAAGGACGACCCGAGCCGGAGCCUGGCGGCGCGCAGGAACCGUGCCAAGAAGCAGGACCGCGAUUCUGGACUGCUCAAGGUCACAGCCAUGUGUCUGAACAUGGAUGAGCUGGGCAUACCCCAAUAUUUUCAUCAGUUCAACGGGGCCUCGGUCGUGGUAACAGACAGCGGCUACGUCGUCAAGGACCCAGAGGGCGAGUGGAUAGAGCUCGGGUUCGACGUGCGCAAGUUCCCCUUCUUAUUCCGAGAUGCACUCUACAAUUUCCAAGGCCUGAUGCCCAAGUCACAGGCCCACAUCGGUUUCACGAUCGCGUCGGAAGAGCACGAGCUGCCCGAACGCCUCCUCUGCGACCUCCUGGUCUCAGGUGUGAGCAUCACCGAAAACUCUGUGCGGAUUGCCGCUCGGGCCCCUGGGUAG
Prorocentrum cordatum is the source of this 1353-nucleotide messenger RNA. The record is from the annotation of a GenBank genome assembly. Lineage: Eukaryota; Dinophyceae; Prorocentrales; Prorocentraceae.